AUGCAGUUUGGUUGGGUAUUCAGUUGCUGCUUCAGCCAGGAGGAAAAGAACAAGCAACUGAACGCAAGGCACCCGGCGAUCCUCCGUACAGUUCGGGCACAACCGUCUCCCCAGCGUAUGGAAGUACCAGCGCUCCCUAAGAGAUCGCCAGAGGUGGAGCAAGGCUAUGACAUAAUACUGAAGAGUAUGCGUGCCGGCCAACAAGGGGAGACUCCCCGCGUUGAGCCCGAGACCACCAUAGUUGUCCCUGGGUCCUCCAGAAGCGAUGAGGAGGUCACGGCCGAGAAUGUCCAGGAUAAGCUGGCGGACCUCAGAGCUGACAUGCAGCGGUACAACAGUGUCGUGACCUCGAACAAGGUUUCGGACUCUAAUGUUGCCAGCGUAGACGAGCAGGCCAAGCAAGUUCGGGAUAGCUACUAUAGCGCAUCGUCUUUGCCAUUAUACGAGAGCGAUACGGAAGCAGUGAUUGGCACCGCAACUGCUGUAAAUGUUCGCAGUUUGACUGGUUCAGCUCGCGCACAGGUUACCGACGUGUCUAGUCCUCAGGCUACCAAUGCUGAGCUCUUUGUCAUUUCAGAUUCUCAGGACGAGGAUGAGGACGAAGAUGAUGAUGCUGGGAUGUCCGUGGAUAGAAAGGCUGAUGAAUCCACUGAAGCACAGGGUCAGCCCAAGGCUGAUGUCGGCGCUUCGUCGCACGUCUCGUCUGACUCGCUAGAGUCUAUCGGUCUUAAUGGACAAGCCGAGGAUGUCGUCUUUGAUUCUGAUGAAGAGAUACAGUAA
Neoarthrinium moseri is the source of this 780-nucleotide messenger RNA. RefSeq lists its product as uncharacterized. Bases 1 to 780 code for a protein of 259 amino acids. The transcript has a single exon. Lineage: Eukaryota; Fungi; Ascomycota; Sordariomycetes; Amphisphaeriales; Apiosporaceae. The record is from RefSeq and is a predicted model, not a curated record.